Pseudophryne corroboree (corroboree frog) is the source of this 1524-nucleotide messenger RNA. RefSeq names its product pancreatic secretory granule membrane major glycoprotein GP2-like. The record is from RefSeq and is a predicted model, not a curated record. NCBI's taxonomy places the organism in Eukaryota, Metazoa, Chordata, Amphibia, Anura, Myobatrachidae. The coding region runs from base 12 to 1244 and encodes 410 amino acids. The transcript is spliced from 9 exons. Gene Ontology annotation, cellular component: cell surface.
UACAGUGCUGUAUGUAUUCUGCAGAUGGCUCUGUGACUUCAUGCACAACUUGUGGAGGACAAUGCCUUGACCAGAGUGGAUGCUUUUGUGCUGAUGGCACACAGUGUGUUCCUGCAAGUAAUGGAGAAUGCAUAGUGCAGACUAAUGACUGCUGCAACGUUCAACCUGGCUUCUAUUGGGAUUCAUCAGCGGGUUGUUGCACAGAUGUGAAGAUGUGCAAUCCAUCAUGUAAAAGUGAUGAAUACUGUGAAACAACUGAAACACCAUACUGUGCUUGUAAUACAGCCGUAUACAGUGGGCUAACACCUUCAGACUUGAAACCUACAGUGGACUGUGGUAGUGGUACAAUGAUAACUGCUAUCAGUAAAUGCAAACUGCAAAAACUUGGGUAUGAUUACAGUACUUUACAUCUGGCUAAUAGCAGUGGUAUCUGCAACUACACAUAUCCUGAUGUUAUCAACAAUACUGACGUGUGGAAACUUCAAGUACAAGCAAACGUAGGAUGGUGCGGGAAUAUAAUUGAGGAGGACUCAUCAAAGAUCUAUUUUACCAACACUAUUUUCAUUAAUCCAUAUUCUGGACCUCUCAUUACCAAGAAUCCAAUCAGCUACAACAUGACCUGUGCAUACAACCUGAGCAUGCAGACCAGUCUAGAGUUCGCUCUACAUCCUAUAGUCGGUACAGUCACUAUACAACCAACGGAUGGCACCGGCUCUUUUACUGUCACCAUGGCUGCAUACAGUGAUCUGGAGUGCACUAUUCCAAUAGAAGAGAAUGAAGAUGUGGUGGUUGGAACAGUUAUCUAUAUCGGGGUGUUUUCUCCAGAUGCAGAUGGUAGUGCAUUUGCUUUAAAGGCAGAGACAUGCUAUGCCACUUCUACCAAUAAUCGGGAUGACCUAAAUAGGGUGCCUCUUGUAACAGGAGGCUCUGCAGAUAAUAGUCAAGUUCAAGUCUCAGUGGUGCAAAAUGGAAUAAGUCUGGAGGACAUCAUUCAAAUCAGUACAUUCCAAUUUUCAGGAUACCCUCAAGUGUUUAUAUUCUGUGAUGUGGUUCUCUGUAGCAAAGCUAGUGGAUGUAAUGGGACACAAAGUGCCCGGUCAGCAGUUAACAUACCUAAUGGACCAGAAAUUAGCAUCAAUCUUAGAGAUACUUUCUCUUUCAGCAGCUCAGGACACCAUAUAGCUGCAUCAUGGGCUUUGCUGGCUGCUUUUCUGCUCACAUUGUUGACCAUUAACCCCUUCUAACAAGACAAAUGCAAUCCGGUGUGCUGAGGAGGUUGUAGAUGGAGUACAUCAUGGGUAUCACUUUUAUGUAAGGCUUAAUUGUUAAGGGAUUGAAUUAACUUAUUUUUCUUCCUCACUUGCUAGAAGUGUCUGUAUGAUAGCACUGUGAGGAAAUUGUGAACAUAGCAGGUUGCCUUCUGGUGAUAUGUUAUAUACCCAGAGCUUCCCUGUCAGCCAUUUCACUUUCUUCUGCUUCCUGUAUUACACAAAUCAGAUAAACUAAGAUCUGUAUGUAUUUAUC